Molecule: messenger RNA, 1248 nt
Organism: Suillus subaureus
Lineage: Eukaryota; Fungi; Basidiomycota; Agaricomycetes; Boletales; Suillaceae
Product: glycoside hydrolase family 71 protein
Exons: 9
Coding region: 1-1248 (415 amino acids)
Molecular function (GO): glucan endo-1,3-alpha-glucosidase activity
Source: RefSeq, a predicted model, not a curated record
AUGCAAAAGUUCAUGUUCCUCCUCCUAACAUGCGCCACCAUAGCGCGCAUCACAAAUGCGCAACGCGUUUUCGCCCAUUUCAUGGCCAGCCUUUCAGACACUCCGACUGUACAAAACUCGUAUUCAUAUGCCGAAAGUGAUUGGACGAAUGAUAUUACAAUUGCUCAGAAUAUUGGUAUCGAUGGUUUUGCAUUGAACAUUGCCGCCAAUGACUACGAAGUCGACAGGAUCGUCGAUGCAUAUGCAGUCGCGGAAGCUUUAGGCUUCAAGCUCUUCUACUCAUUUGAUAUGUCAUACACUUGGCAGCAGAGCGACAUGGUCAAUAUCAUCGCGAAUCACUCGUCAAGUCCAAGGGAGAGUUACGGAGAGGACUUCUGGGCUAGCUUCAAGAGCUCACUUCAGAGCCAAGGCAUCGACAUCACACUUGCACCCGCAUUCACAACUUACCGUGACCCUUCGGACGCUACUUCACUCGUUUCCACGUUCCCCUCAAUUGAUGGGUUCUUCAAUUGGCCUGCCGAUGUUGAUGCUAACUUAACGACAGCCACUGAUCUGGCCUACCAAGCAGCUGUCUCGUCGCUCAGUGGACCGUAUAUUAUGUCUGUUUCGCCUUGGCAGUUUAAGAACCUUGAUGGUGCUGGCGAUUGGGUAGAAUACAGUGACACUCUCUGGAACUACCGCUGGCAGCAAGCCGUGAAUGACGUGAAACCUGAUAUUGUUGAAAUCGUAACUUGGAACGACUACGGCGAGUCCCAUUACAUUGGUGAUAUCAAUCCAAAUGUGUACCUCGGGACACAAGCCCCACUUUACGUCAAUGGCUUCACACAUGCUGCUUGGCGAGAUGUAGCUCAGUACUAUAUUUUAUGGUUCAAAACUGGUUUUGCACCGACCAUUACGAAAGAUGAGGUUGUCUUCUGGUAUCGUGCAUGGCCGAAGGCCGUCAAUUGCAGCACUGGAUCCCUACCGCGCAAUGCUGCAUACCCCGAGGACGCCGUUUUUGCACUCGUGAUGCUCAAAGACACUGCAACUAUCACACUUGCCAUAGGUAGUAACACGGUAACAUUCACCGCUGGUGCGGGUGUGACUAUGGGUUCUGUACCGUUCCCUUCAGAGGAUUCACAAAUCCCCUAUAUUGCGAUCAGCAGAGAUGGCACAACGGUUGUCGACACCCAUGGCUCGAUGUAUGUGAAUCAAACUGGAUGUACGUACUACAAUUUCAAUCCUUUCGUUGGGAGUAUAAUCGAGUGA